CCAUCAUAGCACUCUUCAGCCCAAAUCUUGUUGGACUCUCCGGACAUAAUGGCAGUCGAUAACUCUCUGGAAUCUCUUCUCACGACGCUCACUGCAUCGAUCCAGUCAGCCACGGAGACCAUACCGAAGGACGACAUACUUCCGCCGAAAGAUGGCCUUUCGCUAUUGGACGUGAAGAACGAGCUUUUGCUUUCGUAUUUACAAAAUCUCGUUUUUCUGGUUCUGUUAAAGCUGCGAUCCCGGUCACGGAAAGAUGAAGGAGCGGAUGAAGACCUUUUUCCGCAGGAUGAAGUUGUAAAGAAACUAGUGGAGCUAAGAGUCUAUUUGGAGAAGGGUAUUCGACCUCUGGAAAACCGCUUGAAGUAUCAGAUCGACAAGAUCUUGCGAGCCGCGGAUGAUGCAGCACGAAAGACCACUCAAGCAGCCAAACAGCCAACCAAGAAGUCCACAGCGGACGAAGGAUCGGAUUUAGAUGUCAGCGACGCAGAAUCAGCUGGUUCCGCGCACACCGAUGAGGAUGUAGACGAAAUGUCUUACGGACCGAACCGCGCCGCAUUUGCCCGACCAAAAGCGAGCACCGAUAAGAAGACAUCCGCAUCUAAGGAUGGGAUCUACAGACCUCCAAAGAUUACUCCGGUGACAAUGCCUACCACUGAAGGACCGGAGGAACGGCGAAGACGAAGACCCGAAAAAUCCGCGACAUUAGACGAGUUUGUUGCUACAGAACUAUCCACAGCGCCGAUUGCACAGCCCAGCAUCGGAAGCACCAUAGUGGAGGGAGGUCGCCGCGUGAAGUCCGACAAGGAACGAAGGGAAGAGGCAGAGAGGCGAGCAUACGAGGAGUCAAACUUCGUCCGACUUCCUAAGCAGAGCAAAAAAGAGCUAGCCAAGCAGCGAGGCCGUCGCGUCGGCGGAUUUGGAGGUGAGGAAUGGAGAGGACUUGGAGCCGGUCUGGACCGUAUCGAGCGACUGACGCAAAAGAAGAGUGGCUCUUUGGGGUCACUGGAGAAGAGCCGCAAGAGGCCGGUAGAGGAUGGGCCCCGCGGCAAUGGUUCAACAGCAGGCGAUGCAUUCGAGAAGAGGAGGAAGGUGGUUGCCCGGUACAGGAGAUGAGGAUGGUCCCACUCUACCUCAUCUUAACCACCGGAAGUUCUCUCCGAUCUGUGCGAUGUUGUGUAACGGUUUCACAAACGCUCUGCAGGGCCUCGUAUACAAAGAAUCCGACAUUCUGCCUUCUAGGCAUCCCCUACUUCCUUAAAUAUCAAAUCAUUGCGUCAUCCGUUCUGUUCUUCAAGCUAGCCAAGACGAUGCUUCUUACGAGGUCGGACCGACGUCCUGUCUAGCCUUUCUUAGAUUAUCAAGCU
This is a messenger RNA of Trematosphaeria pertusa, 1364 nucleotides long. RefSeq lists its product as uncharacterized. Gene Ontology annotation, biological process: maturation of SSU-rRNA from tricistronic rRNA transcript (SSU-rRNA, 5.8S rRNA, LSU-rRNA). Gene Ontology annotation, cellular component: nucleolus; small-subunit processome. Lineage: Eukaryota; Fungi; Ascomycota; Dothideomycetes; Pleosporales; Trematosphaeriaceae. Bases 49 to 1113 code for a protein of 354 amino acids. The transcript has a single exon. The record is from RefSeq and is a predicted model, not a curated record.